GUGCCUGUUGAAAAUGAGUCAGCCAAGUCUGACGGGUCUUGUUGCACACACAAAUACACAUCCUGUGGAUGUGGGUGUGCAUAUCAGAUUCCUGUGGACUCCACCCUACACUUCACUGUUCCAUGAAAUGUUUCAGUUGCUGGGCCACAUCUGGCAGCUGCUGCUCCACACGCACCAGUGCAGGCUGCGGAAACAGUUCACAUCAAGACGUUUUACGGCUGUCCUGUGCACUUGGGAGUUUCCCUAAACGGCGGACUAACGUUUAUUAACGUCUCUCGUUAACGGGAGAAAGCGUCUCAGUUUUCCGAUUUUGUCGCUGAGAACCAACGCGGCCAGACGGUUUCUUGAGUUGGCGCCUCCUCCUUGGUGAAAUGUCCAAGUCAGACUACCCUCCAGGGUACGACUCCCAUGGCCCAAUGUACGCACCUCAGGGUGGGGGUUACCCACCACCCCCUGCAUAUGGCUUUCCUGACUACGCUGGUACCCAGCCAGGCCAGCCCUCUGCUCCUUACGCCCCUGGACCAAACACCCCUCUGUUCCCAGGCCAGCCAGGGGGCUAUCCUCAGGCCCCAUACCCAGGCCAGCCAGGGGGCUAUCCUCAGGCCCCAUACCCAGGACAGCCUCACCCUGCUGGUCCUCCAGGAGCAGGCUACCCCAGCCCUCCUCCCAUGCCUGUCAUCCCACCAACCAUACCAUCAGAUGUCUUGAGCUCUGGUGAUGAGUUUGCUGCAAGUGGGAGCGGUUGGGACAGUCUGAGCAUUCGGCAUGCCUUCAUCAGAAAGGUGUACUUGAUUUUGGGUUUCCAGCUCCUCAUCACCACAGGCGUUGUGGCCGUAUUCACAUUUGUCCAACCUGUCAAAGAUUUUGUAGGGCGUUAUCCAGCUGUCUACUGGGUAUCAUAUGCUGUGUAUAUCAUCACCCACCUUGUUCUGGUCUGCUGUAAGGGCCCCCGGAGGAAGUUCCCAUGGAAUGUCAUUCUGCUGUUCAUCUUUACACUGGCUUUGUCCUACAUGACUGGAACCAUAAAUAGUUACUAUGACACAAAGACAGUGUUUCUUGCUCUUGUUAUCACUGCCAUUGUUUGCAUCGCCGUCACAGUCUUCUGCUUCCAAACUAAGGUGGACUUCACAAAGUGCCAGGGCCUCUUCUGUGUCCUUGGGAUCGUAAUAUUUGUGACUGGCAUCAUUACAGCCAUUGUGCUCUCCUUCAAAUAUAUUCCUUGGUUGCAUAUGCUUUAUGCAGCUUUGGGAGCCAUAGUCUUCACGUUGUUCCUAGCGUACCACACGCAGCUGCUGAUAGGGAACAGGAAGCACUCCAUCAGUCCAGAGGAGUACGUGUUCGCCGCGCUCUCCAUUUAUGUUGAUAUCAUCCAGAUCUUCAUUUUCCUGCUGCAGAUUAUCGGUGCUUCGUCCAAAUAAGUCCACAAGGGUGCAGCUUGGGUCAACAGUUUGCAGACAAGCACCAAGCUACUUUUUUUUUUUUUGAAAAACACCUUCACUUUGUUUUCAGUCAGAUUCAUAUACUGUACAUUUUUAUUACCUUUUAAAACUCCAUCGAACAUAUCUAAGGGCUGAAUUUGAGGUUUUGUCAUAGGGUGGGCUAAUCCUAUGCAUAACAAAGCACUUUUUAAAAAUAUUUCUUUAUCUGCAUUAAUCAACUUACUAGUCGUUAGCAAAGAACAUUUACUGUGUAUACAGUGUUAGUAUCUACAGUUAGUGGAAUGCCUGCUUUUUUCACUCUGACUGGACUUAAGGCAGUAUCUGAACUAUUUCCCCUGCAUGUAGAUGUACUGCUAUACUGUACAUGACUGAUUCCCAGCUGUAUAAAUGUUGAGAAAAUGGGAAAAUGUUUGCGCUAUGUUCAAACUCAGAUUUGGCUUUAAAGUACACUGGGGGUGGGCGUUAUCCAAAUAUUUGGUUUUGAUGUAACACUGAGCCGGGGUCACGAUAUCUACACUGAUACUUUUUUCAAUAAAAUGGGGUUAGGGGGCAGAAAUGUCUUGAUAUGGCUGCUUCUAAAUACCUGUCAAUUACCACAGAAUACAAAUGUUAAGCAUUUCUCUUUGCUAUUCUCUGUAAAUCACUGAAAGGAGUAGUGUGACAUUUUUGGAAAAACCCUUUCAUUUCUUGCCCUGAGUCAGAUGAGAAGACUGAAAACUGCUAAAAUAAAAAAAAUAUAGCCAGCAGAUGGUUAGCUUAGCACAACGCUGGAAACGGAUGUUUUCACAUAAAAAAUAUCAGAUCUAACCACCAGCACCUCUAAAGUUCUUUAUUAUUAUUAAUCCUAAAACCUCAGGUUGUACUUUUAUGGGUGUUAAAUGCCUUCUUCUUGACUGUCAUCUGUAACUUCCUGAAAUACUGCUGGACAUGUAAUUUGUUCACAUUAAACAAAGAGAUGUGUUGUGAGCGCUAGAGGUGCUGGUACCUUUGGAGAGAACCAGGCUAGCCAUCUAUAGCCGUUAGCUCCUUUUCGCUUCUUAUGGAUAUGAAAGUGGUUUUGUCUCCUCCCCCUCCGAGCCAGAAAGUGAACAAGCAUAUUUCUCAAGAAAUUGGAACUAUUGAUUUAAUUAGAUGCAUGUUAAAAGGCAAAAUGGGGUUUAAUGGUUUGUGUGAACUCAAUGUAAAGUGUAGCAUUUGAUAUUGAUCAUAACGUCUCUAGUAUGAAUAGUCAAAACACGUCCUGUUAGUCCAGAUUCUUUAGGGACUGAUAUGCCCACCCCUGAGCUACAGCUCUGUAAUGACAGCCCUCAGCCUGCUGUCAUGGGUUUAUGUUAGAGCAGCGAACCUUUUGCUGGAGGUCUGCAAUAUGUUUUGCUAAAGUAUAACCAUUUACAUAUUACAUCACUAUAGUGCCUUCACAUUCUGAUGUUUCUUAGAUACUUUUUAACUUUAAGGUGUAAAGGGUUAUACUCAGUGAAAUUUUUUAUAGUGUUGUUACAUACUGUACGUGCCUGUUUCUAUAUUCCUACAGAUAAAAUGUGUCUGAUACCGAGUACCAGCAGGGUGGGUUUUUCCAUACAGGACAGCCCAAUCAAUACCAUGGUAAUAAAUUACCAGAGCAUUUCUGAAGGUUUGUGAGACUCCUAACAUGAUCAGUCCCACCUAGCUGGUCCUCCACACUACCCUAUUUGUAAUCAGUAUAAACCCAAGGCAGAGUUACAUACAUAUACAUACUGUAUGUGUAGAGCAGGAGAUCAGUAGGGGUCUGGGUCUGUAAAUAAUACUUCUGCUUUUUCAUACCCAAUAAAUGACUUUUAUUUCAAA
This is a messenger RNA of Monopterus albus (swamp eel), 3263 nucleotides long. It is a transcript of the gene tmbim1a, whose product is annotated as transmembrane BAX inhibitor motif containing 1a. Gene Ontology annotation, cellular component: Golgi apparatus; endoplasmic reticulum; membrane. Gene Ontology annotation, biological process: negative regulation of apoptotic signaling pathway. Bases 372 to 1418 code for a protein of 348 amino acids. The record is from RefSeq and is a predicted model, not a curated record. The transcript is spliced from 12 exons. NCBI's taxonomy places the organism in Eukaryota, Metazoa, Chordata, Actinopteri, Synbranchiformes, Synbranchidae.